CUAUAAUUAAUAGCAUACAUUCAUGUUGAAAGUACUUGGUAUUUAUAUUUAAUGGAUAUUGAUAAAAUAAAUAAAUACAUUCGAACUUUGCAUGUAAUACAUCAGAUCUCAAGGAUCAUGUAAUAGCAUGUAACCGUUGGUUUUUUUAAUAACAAACAAAUGUCAAAGCUAUUAAAAAAUAUAAACCACUUUAAUAGAAUCAGUUUAUGUCUUGAAAAGUAAUAUCACAGUAUAACAAAAAUGGAUCCCUUGAAUAAAGAAGUGAAAGAGAUAGAACAAAAAAAAAAUUGGGAACCGUUAAAACAAUGUGCAAAAAGAUUCUAUGAAAUCCCAUUUUUUGUUAAGAAUCAUCGACAUAGGGCUGAUACAUUUAUAUGGAUAAUAGCGUGUAUUGUGAGUUGGUAUAGUUUUGGAACAAGCACCAUGACAACUAUUAAUGAUUUUCGUACAAGAAAAACUGCAAUUAUGAUGGAUACAAACUACUUGGAUUGGAAAAUAGAUUUUCCUGCAUUACACCUUUGUUUUAGUUUCACUCUUAAAGCUAAAGACUAUGCUAUCGGGAUCACUCGUACCUCUCCUCAAAAAACGGGAACAUUGUCUCGACUCAGUCAUUGGGUUAAAUUAGGCUACGACAAUAGUAUGAAGUAUCCUAUGAGUUCACAAGAAUUUAUUAAUUUAAGAGAAAGUUUAAUUCCUGAAUGUUCGGAUAUUUUUGGUGUGUGCAAAUGGAACGACGAACCUAUAGAUUGUUGCAAAAUUUUUUUUCCUCUUCAUUCCAACCUUGGAGGGUGUCUAUCAUUCAAUAGCAUACAUGCGGGAAAACCAACAGAUCCGAAUCUGCAAGAAUUUUUUAUGAGUCAUCAUCAACCAUCUGCGAAAUUUACUUUAUUUUUGAAUAAAACAAGUUUUUGGCUUUCGUCUCGAAGCUUCUUAGCAGCUUUACUUACGGAUCCUCUAGAAUAUCCAACACAAACUACUGGUCAUAAUAAUUACUUAUCAGCUCAAUGGAAUCAUCCAAAAUCUAAAAUUUGGGAUAUAACUCAACUACCAACAUAUAACAAUGGAGAAGCUAUUUCUGCAAUGAUAAACCAACGUAAAUGCAGAUUGACUAAUGAAACAGAAGGUUUAUUUUUUUCUAAAUAUUAUAGUUAUCCUGGGUGUAUAAUGGAGGCGCAAAUGGCCAAAUUUUAUGAACGUUGUGGUUGCGUUGGUCAUGUCUUUCCAGCUUCUAACAAAUAUAGAACCUGUAAUCAAACUGAAUUGAGUUAUUGCUCAAAUGGAUUGAUGGAUGAAUUAGUUGAUAUUGAUGAUAACAUUUGUUUACCGAGUUGUGAAGAAACAAAAAUUAAGCUUUUUGAAAACAAUAUUAAAACCGAUAUUCCAGAAUGGGCUAGUUCUCAAUUAGAAUUUAAUAUGUUACCUGGACCAACAAUUCGAUACUAUCGAUACACCUUGGUUUCUUUAUUGGAUGUCAUUAUUAAAGUAGCAAGUACAUUGGGUUUCUUCAUUGGUGCCAGUGUCUUCACCUUUGUGAAAAUACUAUGUUGGUUACUUUUCAGAAAUAGUCAUGAAAAAUAUUACUGAAUUAUCAGUACUUUGGCUGUCUUUAAUAUUUUCACAUUUAUUAUAAAUGUUCCACGAGAGCACCUUCUUAUUAAUU
Chelonus insularis is the source of this 1660-nucleotide messenger RNA. RefSeq lists its product as uncharacterized. The record is from RefSeq and is a predicted model, not a curated record. Gene Ontology annotation, molecular function: ligand-gated sodium channel activity. Gene Ontology annotation, biological process: sodium ion transmembrane transport. The transcript is spliced from 6 exons. Gene Ontology annotation, cellular component: plasma membrane. Lineage: Eukaryota; Metazoa; Arthropoda; Insecta; Hymenoptera; Braconidae. Bases 241 to 1584 code for a protein of 447 amino acids.